GGGCCCGGCCGGCCCUUCCUGCGCUUCGAGGGCCGCAGCUUCAGCUACGGGCGGGCGGAGCGCGAGAGCAACCGGGUCGGGCAGGCGCUGCGGACGGCCGGGCUGAGCGGCCGGACGGCGGCGCUGCUGGCCGGCAACGAGCCCUUCUUCGUCUGGGCCUGGAUCGGGCUGGCCAAGCUGGGCGCCCGGCCCGCCUUCCUGGGCACCGCGCUCCGACCGGCCGCCCUCCGGCACUGCCUGCGCCAGUGCCGCGCCCGCGCCCUCCUGGCCACGCACGAACUCUUCGGAGCCGUGGAGCCCAUCCUCCCCAGCCUGAAGGAGAUGGGCGUCGGGGUCUGGGUGAUGGGGAAGGGGCCCUAUCCACCGGGCGUGAUCAGCCUGGAGGAUCUCCUGGAGGAAGCCUCGGACGAGCCCCUGCCCUACGAGCUCUCCACGCCGCGCCACCUGAUGGACACCUGCCUGUACAUCUUCACCUCCGGCACGACAGGCCUCCCCAAGGCUGCCAGGGUCAGCCACUUGAAGACCAUCCUUGCCCUAGGAUUUUACAAGCUGGUGGGGGCCCGCAGCUCGGAUGUCAUCUAUCUGACCCUGCCUCUGUAUCACAUGGCCGGCAGCCUGUUGGGCAUCCUUGGGACAUUUGGGCUUGGGGCCACCUGUGUGCUGAAGAAAAAAUUCUCAGCCAGCCAGUUUUGGCCGGACUGUCGGACUCACGGGGUGACCAUCUUCCAAUAUAUUGGGGAGCUUUGCCGCUACCUGGUUAACCAGCCACAGAGCCCGGAUGAUCGGGAGCAUUCCUUGCGCUUGGCCGUGGGCAGCGGGAUGCGGCCGGACGUCUGGCGUGAAUUCCUCCGCCGCUUCGGAAACAUCAAAGUGGUGGAAACGUACGGCAUGACCGAAGGGAACGUCACCCUCUUCAACUACACCGGCACUGUGGGGGCCGUGGGGCGCGGCUCCUGGAUUUAUAAGUGCUUCAGUCCCUUUGAGUUGGUUCGUUUCGACGCUGUCCAAGGCGGUCCGCUAAGGGAUGAGGCCGGACGGUGCCAGCGUGUGGACAUAGGGGAACCGGGACUCCUGAUUUCUCCGGUGACAUUUCGUAACCCGUUUCUCGGAUACGCCGGGGGGCGCGAGCUGACUGAGGCAAAGAUGCUACAUGGCGUCUUCUCCGAUGGGGACGUUUAUUUCAACUCCGGGGACUUGAUGGUGCAAGACGCCAAAGGGUUUAUCAGCUUUUGGGACCGUACGGGAGACACCUACCGUUGGAAAGGUGAAAAUGUGGCCACCACAGAAGUCGGGGAGACUUUGAGCAUGCUGGACAGUUUGCGGGAAGUCACAGUUUACGGCGUGUCCGUUCCAGGAUAUGACGGCCGGGCAGGAAUGGCCACUUUAGUGCUUCAGCCGGACGCAAACUUUGACGGCCCUCAAAUCUACCAGCACGUGGCCGAGCUGCUCCCGCCGUACGCCUGGCCUCGCUUCCUGCGUCUCCAGGAGCAGCUGGAGAUGACGGAAACCUUCAAGCAGAAACGGUUCCGUCUCGUGGAGGAAGGAUUUGACCCCCGACGGAUCUCCGACCCGCUUUACGUGCUGGACAUCGGCGCGAGGACUUAUGUCCCUCUCACUCUGGACGCCUGGACGAAGAUCGCCGCGGGGGAGCUACGUCUGUAACGGACACUGUGUCAGGAUUCCGGCAGUUACCCCUCCAUUUAAAUCCUGAGUCUCGAACCAAACUUCCAAAGGAUUUAUUGGGAGUUAACAUGGCCAGCACUGCCUGAGUGCAGCUGACUCUGAGACCCAUCAUUCACUGUCACUCUUGACCCUGGUUUCCCCCCUGGGUGUAUCGUAAUUCAUAUUCUCCAAUGGGACACCUCCGUAGCCCAGAAUCAUCCAUCAUAUUCUCCCAUUAGAACUUUGCAAGGCAGAAGCUUCGGUCGCCUAGUUACUAUCUUUGAAAACAUUGAUGGGAAUGCGCUUUCGGUUUUGUCCUCGACUUACGAUGGAGGCAGGAAUCGAGCUUUCUUCGCUGAGCUGGGCCGCCGUAAAAAAAAAUCAAAUAUUUAAAAUUCCCAUCGUCCAUCAGGCCGCCUGUUAAUUUCGAAGCCUCUUCUCCCUUCCCUACCCGAGCUGAUUUUACGGCAUUUAUUUUAUUUUCCCUGGUGGCUGCCAUUCAGCAAAAUUGUGCAGUCGUUAAGUGAGCCCUUGUCCACAAAAAGAGCCAGAAAACCGGAAUUUAAACCUCGCUUUCUGGUUAAAAAAAAAAAAAAGAGCAAAUCAGGAGGCUGCCGAUGGUCCCUUGCGCAGAGUGGGAGGCGUGGUCGUAAUGUUGAAACUGGAUGGGAAGCUUACGUCGUAGGUCGGGGAUGCUCAACGGUCGUAAUUCGAGGCCUGCCUGUAGUCCUGAAUCCUCCUACCUCCAUUCUUACACAACCUGUUCCUUGCAACGCAACUGAUUUUUACAAAUUGGGGCUGGAUUCUCCAAUGUUUCUCUUUUUUUUUCUUCUACGAGGUCUUUAAAAAUCUAAAUAUUCUUCCUUUUAUAUCUGACCCACAUCGCCUGCCCAGCCCCAAACCCAGGACACAAAACACCCUCUGGGGCUGGGUGAUUUUUCUCACUGUUGACUGGGGGGGGGGAAUCCCCUUUUUUGGGGGGCUGGGCAUCGCCGGAGCUUGGGAGAGCAUUUGUAACCCUAAUUUCCUCCGUCUUCUAUUAAAUUCCUGAUUGGGAGGGGCUGAGAUUAGACCCAUUUUAAAGAUUGGGGAAACUGAGGCCCAGGUAGGAGUCACAAGCUAAGGGAUGUAUGUUAUAUGGUGGCUUCUGUUAGUAUUUUGUUUUUGUUUUUUUAGGAAUUGUAUGUCAUAACUUUGUAGUUAAUCAACCGCCUAAUUUGGGGUGUAAGAUUUGUUAACCGUGGUUUAUUUACUCUUAGUAGCUAUGCAAAAGUCAGGAAAGGGCUGACCUAACCAGCAUUUUUUGCACUUUGGAUACAAAAACAACCCCCGUUUUCUCCCUCCACCCCAAGCAAAGCAAUUGGUGGCCUACCUCGCAAGGGCAGUUUCCCCCCUUCCUUGCAAUCUUGCUAGCCAGGCCGGAUAAAUCAAUCCAGAGCUGCUCACCGUGAUGCCUCGGAUACGCUGAAUCUAUUUCAAUUCCACAGCGGGGUGGGGGAAAUUCAGAUCUUUUAAACCAGCGAUCAUGUCUGUUUCAAAGUUGGGUUUUUUAAAAAAAAAAAAUCUUUAUUUUGGGGUGUUUUGAUGGAAGAAGUUUUUGACAGGCUAGCUCUUGUUCCUGAGGACGAGAAGGGGCUGGAUGGGGAAUUCUGGGAGUUGAAGUCUCUUAAAGUUGUCCAGUUUAAGUAACACUGUUCUAGAUGUUCACCUAAGUGCAUUUUAUGAUUAAAUGAUCAAGUUAA
This is a messenger RNA of Pseudonaja textilis, 3404 nucleotides long. RefSeq names its product solute carrier family 27 member 3 (gene SLC27A3). The record is from RefSeq and is a predicted model, not a curated record. Gene Ontology annotation, molecular function: long-chain fatty acid-CoA ligase activity. Gene Ontology annotation, cellular component: plasma membrane; endoplasmic reticulum membrane. Gene Ontology annotation, biological process: long-chain fatty acid metabolic process. Lineage: Eukaryota; Metazoa; Chordata; Lepidosauria; Squamata; Elapidae.